AUGUUUGAUGUUCGUCGCUUAUUAGAGUUGUAUCAAAGAGGUCGUUGGAUCAGAGCAAGGUAUGUAUCAAUAAGAAUGAGGGGAGGAAAAUAUAACUAUAUAUAG
Blastomyces gilchristii SLH14081 is the source of this 105-nucleotide messenger RNA. RefSeq lists its product as uncharacterized. The transcript has a single exon. The record is from RefSeq and is a predicted model, not a curated record. NCBI's taxonomy places the organism in Eukaryota, Fungi, Ascomycota, Eurotiomycetes, Onygenales, Ajellomycetaceae. The coding region runs from base 1 to 105 and encodes 34 amino acids.